UUUCAGUGGGAGGCUGAUGUUUGGUGCCGUCUUAAGCACUCCAGAAUACUGGAGCUUGAGGCGGUUUCUAUUCUUCGAUGUGGUUACCCAGUUUGUUUGAGUCCUUACCGGCAGAACAGAGACCUUGCUCGUUUCAUUUCUUCACGCACAACACCCUUCCCCCUUGAUACAAAGAUUCGUUGGGUCCUUGAGAGGGCAGAGGGAUUGGCAUAUAUUCACAGCAACAGAAUGGUGUAUUCAGACAUGGAACCCCACCACACCCUGGUCAGUGACGACCACCACCUUCUGCUUUGUGAUUUCACCUGCUCUUUCAAUCUCUGUAAGAAUGAAUCCGCUGUAGCCGAGAUACCUCUUACUCAUGAGUACGGCUUGUAUGGGACUUUGAGUUAUAUGGCCCCGGAGAGAGUGCGCCCGACCAACCCCAUUCGUCCGAACUUUUGUACCGAUGUUCAUUCCUUUGCUGUGGCUGCUUGUGAGAUUCUGUUGGAGAUGGGUGACGUUUGGACUGGGUUGAACGAGGAGGACGAAACCCUGGCCGGACGUCAAGUAUUCUUCGCCAACGGAGGCUCUCCAAU
This is a messenger RNA of Polychytrium aggregatum, 575 nucleotides long. RefSeq names its product kinase-like domain-containing protein. NCBI's taxonomy places the organism in Eukaryota, Fungi, Chytridiomycota, Chytridiomycetes, Polychytriales. The annotation marks the transcript as partial. Gene Ontology annotation, molecular function: protein kinase activity; ATP binding. The record is from RefSeq and is a predicted model, not a curated record. The transcript has a single exon. Gene Ontology annotation, biological process: protein phosphorylation.